Exserohilum turcica Et28A is the source of this 306-nucleotide messenger RNA. RefSeq lists its product as uncharacterized. The transcript has 3 exons. The coding region runs from base 1 to 306 and encodes 101 amino acids. NCBI's taxonomy places the organism in Eukaryota, Fungi, Ascomycota, Dothideomycetes, Pleosporales, Pleosporaceae. The record is from RefSeq and is a predicted model, not a curated record.
AUGAACCUUCUCACACACGCUCUGAAUCUACUCAUCAGCGCCAUACUUCUCGCAUCCGUCCUCGCCUCUCUCAACCCCUCUUCUCCCGCGCUCAAGUUGAACCUUUCUCCGCGCGACAUGCUCUGCGAGAUAUGCAUUGAGCGCUACGAUUUCUGCGUCGAGAACGGACAUACAAAGGGCCAAGCGGGAUGCAAAGAGACGUGUGCAGAGCAUGUGUGCCAUGUACAGCGUAGACGCGGUGUUGAGUGCAGCAAGUGUGGCGAUGCAUUUGCAGUUUGUGGCGAGACAUCGAGGUAUGACGUUUAG